CACCCACACACAUACAUGUAUGCACAUCUAUUCAGACUCUGGCUUUAAUACAAGUAUGUGGCUACCUGAACUAAGGAAUCAAAAUUACCGAGAUGCAAGAACUCCUCCAGCUCUGAAACUACUCUUAUUAUAGGGUCAUCCUGUCAUUCCUGCAAACACUAAUCAAUCAUGGGAUUUGAAGUUAAUACUACUAAAUAAAUGAAUUGCUUAAUCUCCUAUGACCAUCUAUACAUACUUCAUCUUCACAAAGCUUAUCAAUUUUAUGUCAUCAAGGACAGAGUGACCUUCAUCUCCACAAAAUGCCUCUUACUACUGGACAAGUUGGUUGCAAAUUUAUCACUUAUCCUCAGGAAGAAAGUCCUUCGCAAUCAUCAUUUGACAAAUGCAAGUGUGUGUUUUAUCAAUUGACCAGGUCAUACUAAAUUCCAAAACCAUAACUGUGGAAUACUAAAGGGUCUGUUACUUUUCUGAACAUUUGAGCUAAGAUGAAGGACAUGCAACUCAAAAUUAAUUUUCUACUUGGCCUAGUUAUCACUGCACUAGUACAAGCUGUAGAAAAAAAAGCAGACUGCCCCAAGUCAUGUAUAUGUGAGAUCAGACCAUGGUUCACCCCCAGGUCUGUGUAUAUGGAGGCUCCAACAGUGGACUGUAAUGAUUUAGGCCUUUUUAAUUUUCCAGCCAGACUGCCUGCCGACACACAGGUUCUACUUCUACAGACUAAUAAUAUUGCAAAAAUUGAACAUUCAGUAGAUUUCCCAGUGAAUUUAACUGGUCUAGAUUUAUCUCAGAACAAUUUAUCCUCAGUGACCAGUAUUAAUCUUAGAAAGAUACCACAGUUGCUUUCAGUGUACCUUGAAGAAAACAAACUUACUGAACUCCCUGAAGAAUGUCUUUCUGGACUCCACAAUUUACAAGAGCUUUAUAUUAAUCAUAACCUGCUUUCUGUGAUCGCACCGGGAGCUUUCAUAGGCCUCAAUAAUCUUCUCAGACUUCACCUCAAUUCAAAUGGUCUGCAAAUGAUCAACAGGAAGUGGUUUGAAGCUACUCCUAAUCUUGAAAUUCUCAUGAUUGGAGAAAACCCAAUAAUCAGAAUCGAAGAUAUGAACUUUAAGCCUCUUAUCAAUCUGCGCAGCCUAGUUUUAGCAGGCAUAAAUCUCACUGAAAUACCAGAUAAUGCUUUGGAUGGCCUUGACAAUUUAGAAAGCAUCUCCUUUUACGACAACAGAUUUGUUAGAGUGCCCCACAUUGCUCUUCAAAAGGCUACAAAUCUUAAAUUUCUGGAUCUAAAUAAGAAUCCUAUUAACAGAAUACGACGAGGAGAUUUUAGCAAUAUGCUGCACCUAAAAGAGUUAGGAAUUAAUAACAUGCCUGAACUGAUUUCUAUAGAUAGUCUUGCUGUUGAUAAUUUGCCAGAUUUAAGAAAAAUAGAAGCUACCAAUAACCCCAGAUUAUCAUACAUUCAUCCAAAUGCAUUCUACAGACUUCCCAAGCUGGAAUCACUCAUGCUCAACAGCAACGCGCUGAGCGCCCUGUACCGCAGUACGAUAGAAUCCUUGCCUAACCUCAAAGAAGUUAGUAUACACAGCAAUCCCAUUAGAUGCGAUUGUGUCAUCCGCUGGAUCAACAUGAAUAAAACAAACAUUCGCUUCAUGGAGCCGGAGUCCCUGUUUUGUGUAGACCCUCCUGAAUUCCAAGGCCAGAAUGUGAGACAGAUACACUUCCGGGAAAUGAUGGAAAUCUGUCUCCCCCUGAUAGCUCCUGAAAGCUUUCCAUCUACUCUGGAUUUAAAAGCUGGCAGCCAUAUUUCCUUACACUGCAGAGCAACAGCAGAACCAGAACCUGAAAUCUACUGGAUAACACCAUCAGGAAACAAACUUUUGCCUAAUACUAUUUCUAAUAAAUACUACAUUCAUUCUGAAGGAACAUUAGACAUAAGUGAUGUAACACAAAAAGAAAGUGGCUUAUAUACAUGUAUAGCAACUAAUUUAGUUGGGGCAGACCUAAAGUCAGUCAUGAUUAAAGUGGAUGGCUCUUUCCCUCAGGACAGCAAUGCAGCUUUGAAUAUUAAAAUAAAAGAUAUAAAAUCUAAUUCUGUUUUGGUUUCAUGGAAAGCAAGUUCUAAAAUUCUCAAGUCCAGUGUUAGAUGGACAGCCUUUCUGAAAGCUGAAAACUCUCAGGCUGCACGGAGCGCUCGAAUACCAUCUGAUAUAAAGGUAUAUAAUCUUACACAUCUAAAUCCAUCAACUGAAUACAAAAUUUGUAUAGAUAUUCCCACUAUCUAUUCACAGAAUAAGAAACAAUGUGUCAACGUAACCACAAAAGGACUGGACUUGGCAGUGACAGGCUAUGAAAAGAACAACAUAAUAGGAUUCCUUGCCUGCCUUGGUGCUCUUCUGGGAAUCAUCUCUGUGAUAUAUCUCUACAGCUACAUCUCACGAGAGAUGAACUAUGAUGUUGGACACAGCUAUCUAAAGAACUACCUGAAGAAACAAUCCUUCUCACUCAAUGAGCUUUAUCCUCCUCUAAUCAGUCUUUGGGACGUGGGCAAAGAAAAAAGCACAGCAAUGGAAGUAAAAGCAACUGUAAUAGGUGUACCAACGAAUAUGUCAUAAAUAUGUCAGUAUAUCACUUAAUUUCUGAAAUAAAAAGCACAUGACUGCAUUUGUGCUGAAUAAAAAGGCAACAAGAAAAAGUAUUUCUUUUAGGAACUAGAUGCCUGGACUUUGCUGCUGCCGACAAAUGGGAAUAUGUACCGACUCAGCAUAAGAGAAGAAUUUUAACUAACUGGCUUCUAAGGGUAUUCUACCAACCAAAUAAAAUUAACUUCAUUUUCUAGAACUUUCAUGGGACUUUUAAGUCUGGAAUACAGUGCAAAUAGCCAAGAACAUUUUCUGUAUUUUUUUUUAUUAUUAUAUAAAAGUAGUGGAACUGAGCAAUACCUCCUCCUGUGCUGUAUUACACACACUAGCCACGAGUUUUUGCAGUGAACAGAUAUACUAGGAUUGACACAUGGUGUAAUGAAAUGGACAAAUUCUGUAGAGUAGACACAGUGAGUAUGUGAAUUUUUUUUAUGAGGAAAAUACAUUUUUGAUU
Messenger RNA from Aptenodytes forsteri (emperor penguin), 3093 nucleotides. It is a transcript of the gene LRRN3, whose product is annotated as leucine rich repeat neuronal 3. NCBI's taxonomy places the organism in Eukaryota, Metazoa, Chordata, Aves, Sphenisciformes, Spheniscidae. Gene Ontology annotation, molecular function: protein binding. The transcript is spliced from 2 exons. The coding region runs from base 486 to 2612 and encodes 708 amino acids. The record is from RefSeq and is a predicted model, not a curated record.